Molecule: messenger RNA, 1542 nt
Organism: Plasmodium gallinaceum
Lineage: Eukaryota; Apicomplexa; Aconoidasida; Haemosporida; Plasmodiidae
Product: chaperone binding protein, putative
Exons: 1
Coding region: 1-1542 (513 amino acids)
Molecular function (GO): protein-folding chaperone binding; ATPase activator activity
Source: RefSeq, a predicted model, not a curated record
AUGGAUAAAUUAAACGGAAAUAAUAAAGACUCAAGAAAUAAUGAAGAAAAUAAUAAUAUAGAAAAUGACAAAGAAAAGGAGUUUGAUGAAAUAGUAAAAAAUAUGAGUUUUGAUGAAAAGGUGAAAAAAAUAUUAGAUUUAAAAUUAGAAGGAAAUAAUCAUUAUAAGAAUAAGAGUCAUGAGAAAGCUAUUUCUAAAUAUAAUGAAGGAAUAAAAUAUUUAAAAAAAAUAGAAAAUAAAAAUGAUAAAAUAAAAGAAUUAGAAAUUGCCUUAUAUUUAAAUUUAAGUUUGUGUUAUUCAAAUAUAGAACAAUACAAUGAAGCUUAUGAUAAUAUAAUGAAAGUGUUAAAUAUAGAUAAAAAUAAUGCAAAAGGAAUAUUUCGAUUAUGUCAAAUAGAAUUUAAUAGAUGCAAUUUUGAUAUAGCAAAAGAAAAAAUACAAGAAUUUCUUAAAGUUUAUCCAGAAAAUAUAGAUGCAAAAAAAUUAUUGAAAAAUAUAAUAAUAAAAAAAAAUGAAGAUAACAAAAAACAAAAAGAGGCCUAUUCAAAAAUUUUUGAAAAAGCUUCUGGUCUUUAUGAUGAUAGAGAAAAGGAAAUAAUUAGAAAAAAAAGAGAAAAAUAUGAGAAUGAUAUGAAAUCUAGAAAAGAAAAAAAUGAAGAAUUAAUUGAUUUUGAUGAAUGGGAAGCUUUAGAAAAUGAAAAAAGAAUAAAAGAAGAAGAAGAAAAACAAAAGCAAAAAGAAAAAGAAAGAGAAAAAGAAAGAGAAAAAGAAAAAAAAAAAAAAAAAAAAAGUGAUUCUUUGCUGUCCAAUACAUCUAAUAAUUCAUCUCAUCUAGAUAUAGAUGAAGAAGAUCAAAAAAUAAUUGAUGAAACUAAAAAAAUGGGCUAUUGUUAUUUUAAAAAAGAUAUAAAAGAAGAUGAUAAAAAAUUUUUUGAAAAAAAUAUUCCCAAAAAAAUAGAAAAUGGUAUAAAUGAUGAUUUUAAUUUUUACAAAAAUGAAAAUAAAGCAAUAUCAUCAUGGAAUGCAGCUGGAACAACAUAUGAAGAAAAAGAUAUGUCGAAAUGGGCUAAAUCAAAAAUAGAAGAAUGUUUAAAAAAUAUUCAUUUUAAAAAUUAUGAAAAAUUAGAUUCUUUAAAUUUAAAUAACCAAAAUGAAUAUAAUUUAUCAAAUUUGAAAUAUCCUGAUGUUCUACCAAUUCAAUAUUUAUCGGAAAUUAAUUUAAAUGAAAUAAAUGAUUUAUCAGUUGAUGCACAAAUUGUGGUUAUAAGGGGAACGAAAAGGCAUAUUUUUGAAUUUUCUUGUAAUUUACAUAUUACAAUUUAUGUAAAUAUAACGGAAUUACAUAUACAUAAAGUUAUUGUAGAAAUAAAAGAAUUAUCAAGUGAAUUGGAAGCUGGUAAAACAUGGAAAAAUUUUAUUACUAUAAAAAAAAAUGAUAAAUUAAAAAUUUCUGAUGGUUUAUUUAAUCAUAUUUAUGAUUUAUUAAUAGAAAAAGUAGAAACUCAAAUUAAGCAUUUUACGGAUGAAUAUAAUAAAAUAUAA